AUCCUCCCCUAGCUUUCCAUCCCUUCCUUUUCUUCUCCCGCCUUUCUCCAGCUAGUAAUAUAUCCUUGGCGGAAGAGGGUCCAGAUUAAGAACCUGUUUUGCUUGCCGGUUUUUCUAUUUCUUUUCCUCUCCUCCAACUCCCGCCUUCCCGCUCGGGGAUUCAGUCUCUCAAUUUUAAGAUCGCGUAUCCUUCCGCAUUGACUACUGAUGGAAGCGCUACUGGCACAUUCAUUUGAUUACCUCUCCUCCUACGAGCCAACCAAAGUCCGCAAAGGGUUGCGCCAGGUUGAGGGUCUCCUCGCACAAAUAUGCUUGUCUAGGACGAAACGGCCGGUGUCUGACAAACGGAAGUCGCCGCUAUUAUUCGACAGUCCACAGCCAAGUUGCAAGGCCCUCUCCGACCUUAAAGAUGACCCGGCAUUCAGAGAAUUCUUCAAGCUGCAAGAUGGAUUUCAAUGGAAUGUCGCAAUGCGUUUGGUGACCUGUCUGGAGCAUCUCCUUGGCCGCGGGAGCAGUGGAACCAACGAUCUUCUUAUUCUCUCUACUCUCGAUUUAAUACAGGGCGUGCUUCUGCUCCACCCGCCAUCGCGGAUUUUGUUCGCCCGGGAAAUCUAUAUGAACCUGCUUCUCGACCUACUUGAUCCGAUCAAUUGCCCGGCAAUUCAGUCGGCGACUCUCCUGACCCUAGUUACCGCUCUUUUAGAUCAUCCCGCCAAUACCCGCACGUUCGAGGAACUUGACGGGCUGCUCACGGUGACCUCUUUGUUCAAGCAGCGCUCGACCUCUCGCGAGGUCAAACUCAAAUUGGUUGAGUUUUUGUACUUUUAUCUGAUGCCGGAGACUCCGAUGGUUCCGGCAAGUGCACCCAACACGGCCCAUCAACGCAGCCCGAGCAAGCUGGGGCCCGUGCAGGUAUCAAGAAGCGUCAAUGUUUCCGGCGCUCAUAGCAGUGGUAAAGGGAACCGGGAUACACGCACAACAGACGAGAAGCAGUCCCUGCUGGGAAGGUAUCUGAAUAACGUGGAGGACCUCGUCGAAGAUCUCAAAGAAACCGCGCCUUUCGGAGCUACGGUUUAUUAGCACGAGUUAUGAAUGAGUAUGGAUGCGUUCUGGUGCUUACGAUUUUAUUGAGCGAUCGAGUGUGUACGCCUUACGGGAUAAUGGCCUGGGUUUGACCUACAUAAUGUUUCUCUUCUUCCGCAUCGCUUUCUCUCUGUCCGCUGGUACGGCAUAUGGAUCACCAUCUCUACCUCUGUUUUCUUCUUUCCUUUC
Molecule: messenger RNA, 1272 nt
Organism: Aspergillus ochraceoroseus IBT 24754
Lineage: Eukaryota; Fungi; Ascomycota; Eurotiomycetes; Eurotiales; Aspergillaceae
Product: cell division control protein 14
Exons: 2
Coding region: 208-1080 (290 amino acids)
Source: RefSeq, a predicted model, not a curated record